Puntigrus tetrazona (Sumatra barb) is the source of this 2562-nucleotide messenger RNA. RefSeq names its product pituitary homeobox 1-like. Gene Ontology annotation, molecular function: RNA polymerase II cis-regulatory region sequence-specific DNA binding; DNA-binding transcription factor activity, RNA polymerase II-specific. Lineage: Eukaryota; Metazoa; Chordata; Actinopteri; Cypriniformes; Cyprinidae. The record is from RefSeq and is a predicted model, not a curated record. Bases 729 to 1571 code for a protein of 280 amino acids. Gene Ontology annotation, biological process: regulation of transcription by RNA polymerase II; anatomical structure morphogenesis. Gene Ontology annotation, cellular component: nucleus. The transcript has 3 exons.
UAAAAACAUAAAGCUUCGGAUUCUUUGUUUCUAAAAUAAAAAUACGUUAUAUUUUUAUAUUUGUAUAUAUUUAUAUAUUUUUUAAUACGAAAAGUGCGGGAUUAAUUGUGUGAUUAAUAUCUGAGUCUGAGUCUGUCUUAAACACAUAGAAAGGUCGUUGUUUCUCUUCAUCCAGCAGCAGACACUGAGCCGAAGAACCCGGAUCAGAACCUCACACAAUAAACUUAUUUAUUUUUAUUACAUGAAAAAUUCUAUUUCUCAUUGUUAGACAUUUUACGUUAUGUUUCCAAACAGCAGCUUCAGCCGAAAGUGCUCUGUUUUAGUAAAAGGUGUUCAGAGGAGGCUCAGGGAGAAGAACCACCUCCACCUUCUUCUUCUUCUUCUUCUUCUUCAUUUAAUUACGAGCUUAAUCUUCAUUAGAAGCAGUUCUGCGCGCGUCUGAGAAAACGAAUUGUUUUUUUUGUUUCUCUGACUCUCACAGAAACUCGACUGAAGGUUGUUGAAGGAAAGCUCGAGGAAGAAGAGCCUGUGGGAGGGACUGAGAGAGAGAGAGAGAGAGAGACACAGAGAGAGAGACUGCUGCACCUCCGCUCUCUUCAGGAACAGAUCGAGUCUGAACGACGAUAUCGUGAGAGACCGCCGGCUUCUUUAGAGAAGAAGAGCCUGAUCAGAAGAGACUCCAGCGCUGGGAGAGCUCCUGGGACACGCAUGAUUGUUCUAAAGCUGGAAUGAAUCUGGACAUGGCCUCAUCUUUUCAUCUGCCGAGGAGCAGCAGCACCAGAGAAACACUGGAGAACUCGAGCAGCGACUCCUCAGACAAUGAGACAGCAGAAAAGGAGAGGUCUGUGGAGCAGAGAAGCGACGACGGAAACGCCGACGAGUCCAAGAAAAAGAAACAAAGACGACAGAGGACUCACUUCACGAGCCAGCAGCUUCAGGAGCUCGAGGCGACCUUCCAGAGGAACCGCUACCCGGACAUGAGCACCAGAGAGGAGAUCGCCGUCUGGACCAACCUCACCGAGGCCCGCGUCCGGGUCUGGUUCAAGAACCGAAGGGCGAAGUGGAGAAAGAGGGAGCGGAACCAGCAGAUGGACCUGUGCAAGAACAGCUACCUUCCUCAGUUCAGCGGCCUGAUGCAGCCCUACGAGGACGUGUACCCCGCCUACACCUACAACAACUGGACCAACAAGGGCCUGGCCCCGGCCCCGCUGUCCACCAAGAACUUCACCUUCUUCAACUCCAUGAGUCCCCUCACGUCCCAGUCCGUGUUCUCGGCCCCGACCUCCAUCUCCUCCAUGAGUAUGGCGUCCGGGAUGGGUCACUCGGCCGUGCCGGGCAUGCCGACCGCCGGCCUGAACAACAUCGGUAACCUGAACGGAAUCGGGAGCUCGGCGAUCAACCCGGCGAUGAGCUCGUCGACGUGUCCCUACGGGCCCCCCGGGUCCCCUUACAGCGUCUACAGGGACACUUGCAACUCCUUAAGACUGAAGUCCAAGCAGCACCCGUCUUUUGGAUAUAGCGCCCUGCAGAGCCCCGGGUCGAGUCUAAACGCGUGUCAGUACAACAGCUGACGAAUUAAACCGGAGCCCCGGAGAAACGACAGCCGUGCUGGAUUCGGUGCGACCGGCAUUUGUUUGUGGAAUAUGCGGAUCGUCUGCGUUUCCCUAAACCUGCACAGCGAUUUCAAUCCAUUACUUGGAUUCCAACGUUUUGAAGACAACUUAAACUCAUACAUUGUACAUAAAUAUAAACGUGGAGCGAGAGUCGGCGGCGACGCGGCGCGGGAAGGGCGCUCUGUCGGAGCGCGGCGUGUCGUGUCGUGUCGUGUCGCGUGAUUCGGGUCGUGUUCGUGCGUCGCGUUCUCUUGUAUUCAGUGUCGCGGAGCUUCUCGUCCCUUCUUUCCUUGUGUCCAUAGAUUUAACGCAUGCUUACUUCGAGUGAAAAACGUGUUUUGUAAAAACAAAAAUAUAUGAAUGUGUAGACUAAAUAACAAAGCUAUAACUUUAUGUUGUACCCCUGUUGAUUGAACUUGUGCUUGUUUCUGAUCAUGUUUGAAUAAACCUCGAAAGAAAGAAUUCCUAAGGACUGGAUAAAUCGGCGCGGGCUGAAAAAAAAACAAACUCGUUUCUAGUUUACACGAGCAGCAAGACGUCUUUCGAUCAUAUCCGACGGGUUUCUUCCCUGUUCGUCGAGAUUCAUUUCAAUGCUUGCUUUUUCUCUUUCCAUAAAUUUCACUUGACAUCGACGUGUGUCUAAACGCGCCCUCAAUCCUUCCGUUCUUAACGUUUCUUCGUUAUAAACGAUCCCCAAAGCACGCAAUUACACCCAAAUACACCUUUAGGAUAAAAGACAGAAAAGCAAACUUUAAAAUCUCUCUCUUAUCACAUGAAGUGUCUGUUUUAUCUGCACGGGUGUGAUCCCGAAGAGAAGGCUGAGGUUUUUCAUCCGUUCCUCUGAUAAAAACGCCUUUGGUUUCCUGGAAGGUCGUGAGAGAGAGAGAGAGCCGUGGACUAAGAGACCGAGUCAAACACAUCCCCGAAGAGAACACGACACGGCCCGCGA